This is a messenger RNA of Myotis lucifugus (little brown bat), 9406 nucleotides long. It is a transcript of the gene GNB1L, whose product is annotated as G protein subunit beta 1 like. Lineage: Eukaryota; Metazoa; Chordata; Mammalia; Chiroptera; Vespertilionidae. The record is from RefSeq and is a predicted model, not a curated record. Gene Ontology annotation, molecular function: protein binding.
CUGCAGCCCCGCCCAGCAUGGCGGCCCCACCAGACCCCCAGUUUGUCCUCCGGGGCACCCAGUCGGCGGUGCAUGCGCUGCAUUUCUGGGGAGGAGCCCAGGAGCAGGGGCACCAGCUUCUCCUCUCAGGGUCCCUGAGUGGGCUGGUGCACAUCUGGAGCCUGCAGACACGGAGGGCGAUCGCCACCCUGGACGGGCACGGGGGUCAGUGUGUGAUCUGGCUGCAGACACUGCCCCAGGGACAGCAGCUCCUCAGUCAGGGCCGAGACCUGAAGCUGUGCCUGUGGGACCUGGCGGAGGGCAGAAACGCCGUCGUGGACUCCGUGGGCCUGGAGAGCGUGGGCUUCUGCAGGGGCUCCAUCCUGGCCCGGGGCCAGCAGCGCUGGAUGCUGGCUGUGCCUGGGGGAGGCAGCGACGAGAUUCAGAUUCUGGAGAUGCCAUCCAAGACGUCAGUGUGCACCCUGAAGCCAGAGGCAGAUGCCAAGCCAGGCAUGCCCAUGUGCCUGGAGCUGUGGCAGACUGACUCCAGCCCCCGCCCGUGCCUCCUGGCUGGCUAUGAGGAUGGAUCGGUGGCCCUGUGGGAUGUCUCGGAGCGGAAGGUGUGCAGCCGAAUCGCCUGCCACACAGAGCCCGUCAUGGGCCUUGACUUUGACUCCCAGAAGGCCAGGGGCGUCUCGGGCUCCGCGGAGAAGGCGCUGGCUGUCUGGAGCCUGGAUGAGCAGCAGGCCCUGCAGGUGCGAGGGAAGCAUGAACUCACCAAUCCUGGGAUCUCUGACGUCAAGAUCCGGCCUGACCGAAAGAUCCUGGCCACUGCGGGCUGGGACCAUCGGGUUCGCGUGUUUCACUGGCGGACGCUGAAGCCACUGGCCGUGCUGGCCUUCCACAGCGCUGUGGUCCACUGCGUGGCCUUCGCCGCAGAUGGCCUGCUGGCCGCGGGGUCCAGGGACCAUCGCAUCAGCAUCUGGUCGCUCUACCCACGCUCGUGACUUGCCCGCUCCCUGUUCUGGGCACACGGAGGACAGAGAGGUGGCGCCCACACUUAGGCCUGACCCAGGCACGUGGAAGCCAUGCUCAGGGCCCCUGUGGACAGCAGGUCACCGCUUCGCCUCCUCCGGUCUCGAGAAGAGCUUGGUCCGUGGAGUCCUCGCUUUUUGCACGCGGCUUGUUUCCUCCUGUGAAAUAGGGCAUCUGUGCAGCCGUGACUCCGCAGUUUACAGGGUAACUGGGCCGACACCUGGGCACGCGUCACCUGGGUAAGAGGCCCUGGGGGUGCUUUACAGUAAACUUAAAGUUGCAAACCUGCAGGCUCGAGGUACGAAUUCUCCAAGGCAACCCCCCUUCCCCCUCAGGGUCAUAGCGAAGACCCUCCACCUGGCUGGCUGGUCAGCCUGUAUCCAGCAGGGGACACUGAGUGUGGUCCCCAGGACCUGCCGACUCCACGGGGCGCCUCACCCCAAGGACAGCCGGGAGCUCUGACGCACAGUCCGAGGCCAGGGCAGUAGAAGGAAGUGACUAAGGAGGCCAGGCAGAAAGAGGGCGCUGAGCGGGCGGCGAAGGCAACUGGGCAGAGAGAGCCCACUGGGGCAGGCCAACGCAGGAUUAGUGGGAGGAAGGGCCGCCCAAAGAGAGUGAGACGAAGGGUGGCUCCGGCCAUGUCCGGGGCGGUUUUGGGGCGGGAAGCACAGGAGCAUAUGUAACAGGCCAGGCCCCCGGCAGCCCAGGCACAGUCACAGCCUGCACCACACACCCAGGGCAGCUGGGAGUUAGCAGCCCCAUCAGGCAUUGCACCCAGAGCCUCCUCACAUAUGUGGCCGGGCCCCACGUCAGGGAGUCUUCUCUUAAAGCUGAAUCAAUGAUAAGGAAGAAGUAGGAUCCUUCAAAGGGGGUAGGAGCUACGGCAGAUCCCGGGGAAGCCGGCGGUCUCAGACCCCUUUGUUCUGCCGGCUUCUUUGCCAGAAGAGCCCCCUCUGGGCCCUCCCUGAGGAGGUCAGCCCUCCUUUACCUGAAACACCUAGAUUGGCCUCCCAUAGGCAGGGGCCUUGUGGGACACUCAGCAUCCUCAGCCCUGCCCCACUUUGCUUAUAACCAGACGCAGGCCCCAAGGGUGAGGAGCCAAGUGUGACCCGUGAGGAGGUGGCUCUGCUCCAGAGAGCUGCGCGGUCCUCCCAGCUCUGCAGGCGGAGAUCUGGAGCACAUGUGUGGGGCCCAGGUGGCAGGAAUAUGAGAUGCAUCAGGCGAGUCCACUGAACAGGUCCACUGACAGGAUCUGCGCUCGAUGCCGCAGCGCCGGGAAUCAGAAAGGCCUGAGGUCUCGUGGGUCAUUUGAAACAUGGACCACAGGCAGGCACAUAAGUAGGACUGAAAGGCCAGACCGCCCUGGGGGACGCAGAGGGGGGAUCUGAGGGCUUAGGGAGAUGAGGGUGUUUAGGCGACUUGCCAACUCACCCACUGCUGGAGGGUCCAGAGGGCGCGCCUGUCCCGCGACCGUGGGGACCACAUCAGUGAGGGCCUGGCCCCCUUGAAGAACUGCAUGCCCUUCUCCACGGGUCAGAAACUACAGUGGGAGCUGCUGCCACAGAGCAGGGAUCUCUAAAUGCAGGGGUUUCCUGGGGUGGCAGGGCUGUUGGUGACACUCAGGUGCUAAAGGCAGGGUGGGCCUGGCUGUCAUGGUGCCUGGUGGGGGCGCAGCCCCAGUCAGCAAUCUGACGCACAGGGGCACAGGCACGGGCUGGUGAUCGUGGUCCCUGGAAGUGAAUGGAGGGUCAGCCUGCUAAAGUCCGACUUGGUCCAUGUGAGCAGAAGGGUUGUUUCUAGGAAACGACAUCGGACCUGGGCUACCAAAACAGAGGCCGGGCCCCUCGAUCACAGACCCAGGCCCCUUGAGGAAAGACCCCCCUGCACUGCCGACAGUAGGUACUGCCAUCUCCGCCCAGCCUCCCCCAGGGCCUCUGGCCACCGCCCAGGAGCUGAGCACCGUCCCGGGGAGGCAGCCCUGGUCCUGAGCUAUGGAUCUCCCAGUGCAGGGACUGGCCUCCCACGCUGGCCCUGUUGGGAGACCUCUGGCACCUUAGGGAGGGACCACAUAGGCCCGAGUGUCCUGUAGCCAGGCUACUGGGAUGUUGGGGACACUUCCAGAGGGAUUUCCACAGCAGGAAUGUCAGUGAGGAGUAGCUGUUUGGGCUGCAACGUGAGCCUCAUGAGACGUGAGGGAAGCUGCUGGGUGAGCUGUGCUCUCGGGGCUCCUCCAGGGAGCUGCCAGGUCAGAGAUCGAGGGUGACCUCACCAAGCCGCAGCCUGGCCACGGCUCCCGCAGGAGGCCACGCGCUGGGGCAGCAGCCGGAGUCUGUGAGCCACCUCGGAACUUCUGUCAAUUUGUCUCAUCUCUGGAGGCACCGCCGGCCACACGGCCGAAGGCAGCAGGGAGCCAGGUUGUGGGUUCAUUUCAGCAUGAACCUCUGCUGGUCCUGCCCACGGCCGGGCUCGCGAGUCUCGUACACCUCCCUGACCUCCAGCAAAGCUUCCACGCCAUUUCCAGAGGCGCUGGCCGCCAUGGGCUACUGCCAAAUAGCACAGAACUGUCAGUCGGGGCUCCAAACCCCCCUGGCCUCGCGGAAGCAAAGCCGUGAACACAGGCAAAGGGCAAGCGGCAACAUCCCUCCUAGGGUGCUGGGGAGAUACCGCCACAAGGGAGGGGCACCUCGUCAGUAUCCUGCGUCCCUCCACAGCCCUGCUCGAACCCACUGCUGUGCUGGGCACCCCUGUGGCCGUCCCGCCUCAGCUUGGACUCCAAGGCGCCGGGCACUGGGCUGGGCACUCCGGAGGCUGUGAAACUGGUCCCGGCGGAGGGACUGUGCCCCGGCCCCGGUUGAAGUCCAUGUCGCCAGCUCCUCAAGAAUCUCGACGCUGUCCUUUGUCAGGAUCACAGAGGUACCAUGGGGGUGUGUCACGGACAAGGGACGGACUGCAGGUCCGCGUGCGGUGCUUCCACAGACAGUGCUGGGGGAGCGGUGCGUGUCGACUGCCAGCACCCCACGCCCAGAGGUGGUGAAGAGUGGGUGUUGGUGACGCAGACCCCAUGUCCGUACCUGGCCCUUGCCUUCGUGCUGAAGACAUAAGCAGAGGCACAGAGCAUCCCCGGCAGCUGGUGAGCAGUGUCCCGGGGACAUCUUGUGGCCAAGCUCAGGGUAUGGGGACCGAGCCAGGCUGUGACGGCCCCCGCGAGCUAACUGCCUGAUGUGGCCUCGGCCGUGCAGAGCGGGGCCUGUGCCGGGCCUGGGUGGAUAAGGGAGCAGGUUCCUCAGCCUCCGAGGCUUAAUGGAUGGCUGAGAAGUUUGUUUACUCAGCUGAGCUGCCUAGAACAGCAGUGACACCAACUUACUAGAAACAUGGGUGUCCGCAGCAGCGGGGCCCUCCGGGUGGUCCUCGGGGUUCCUCCUCUGCACCCCCGAUGGGACCCGCGUCUUUGCGCAGCACGGCCUCUGCAUCAACAGGACCUGGGGCAUCAGCAAGUCGCCACGAAUCUCCCACGCCAUGAGGCACGGGCCUUGUUCCAGACACCCAGCAGCGGGAGGAUGCUUCACGUCUGCAAAGCUUCAGAUUAUCCUGGUCGAGUCCCCAGGCCCGAGGCUUUCCUCAAACCUGACCUGGUGCCGGGAGCCAGCUGAGCUCCGGGGCCAGGGGUGCAGGGGCCCUGCCAUCUGCCCGCAGCUGUGUGGCCCCAGUGGAAGGGCUUUGGCCAGUUUCCCUGACCGUCCAGGGUGCGCUGCAGAGGGGGCACAGGCUGUCCCUGCGUCUCCCGUGGGACAGGCAGGUGCUCUGCAGGAGGAGCCUGCGCAGCGCCAGGUGGCUCCUUGCGGGAGGCCCCGGGCUCUCAGUCAGUCCCUUCAGUGUUGACUUUGGGCCUCUACGUCUGGGAUGGCUUCUUUUUUUCCUUUACAUGAAUGUUCAUAGCAGCUUUCAAAACUAGAAACUGCGCACAUGAAUGGAGAUGCAGACUGAGGCCUGUCCAUACCAUGGAGUCCCGCCAGCCAUAGAGAGGCACCGGCUGGGCCCCGUGGAUCAGGGUGGAAGGUGCAGCAGUGGGCAGUCCGAGGAGGCCAUCGAGGGCCAGAAAGCUACCAGCCCCAUCUCCCCAGGCUCUUCAGGGUGUCUGCCCAGGAGGGGUUACCUGAGGCGCCUCUGGGCCCUCCGGCCUCCACCCCAGGCCGUGUGGGAAGCCCACUCCUGGUCACACGCCUGGAGGCUGGCAGCGCCGGUGCAUUUGCUCACAGGCGGCGUCUGCCUGACCCCAGGGGUGGCUGGGGCGGGGCGGAGGGCCGGCGGGCAGUGGCAUCCAGCCCCCUCUGGCCCCGCAGCGCCCACGUGCCUUUGUGUCAGGCGUUUCCAGCAGGACCCUCCCUGGGUCCAGCACACCCAGCCACGUCUGCCUGCGGCAUCUCGGGGGCUUUGCAAAACCAGCCCCAUGAUUUUCUCCCUGGUUCCCAAGUGCCUUUUCUGGCUACGUUAGCUGUUAACUGAGCAACCUUCUUUGGGACUUAAAUUUAAGCCCUGUUCCAUUCGGGAGUCCUUUUAAUUUUACAUCGUCCGCAGCGGCUAACCGUGACGAUUCUGUGCCACAGACAUCGAUGCUAUUUUCCCCGAGGUCAGCCACUUCCUGUGAGCUGGCAGGACCUGGAAGAAGGCUGCCCAAAGGUACCAAGUGAAGAAAACGGCUGCGCAGAGGCCCAAGUUUCCCAGGACAAGCACGAGGGGACACGUUGGACAGGCAUCGCUCAUCGCAUGUCCUUGGGUGCCCUUGCACCCUCAGCAAGACGUUUUCCAGUCCAACCAACCCAUCAGCUGAGAGAUGCAGAGUUUGUUCACCUGCCUUCCAGUAUUCUUCAUUAACAUCCUUUUAGGUCGUGUGAGGCUGCUCAUAACCAGAGAAAACUUGCAUUUGGAGAUAGCGAUAGAUGCCUCUCCUGUGCGGUUCCAGCUCUGGUCAGCGUGUCCUGCUGUCCUGUUCUGUCCUUACUGCAGUGUGGGCACAGUGUGGCCGGGUCUCUGCUCAGGGCCUUACAGGCUGCAGUCAGGCGUCAGCGGGGUAGGCACCUCUUUAGCCCUCAUGGUCAUCGGCAGAAUCCAGAGCCCUGUGUUGUAGGACGGAGGCCUUGGCUCCUGGAGGCUGCCCAGCCGCUUCAUGCCAUAGGAGUGACCUUUCAUGGCCCGUAUGGGAUCCAGUGUCCUACCACGAAGUCAGGGCAAGGGGCCCUUCUGGUCACAGGACCACCAGGGCUGCAGCGGGUACCUGUCCAGCCCACCUCCUCUGGAUGGCAGGCAGCUGUGUAGGGAGAUGAGAAGGCCCGGAGGUCCUGGCCAGCACAGGCAGGUGAGUGGCCAGCCUGGUGAGAGAGUGCAUCAGAGGAACCUGCUGCCCACCCUCUUCCGCCUCGUGGCCGCCCUGUGAGGGGGUCCCACAGUCAUCCUCCCCAGCAGGUGCACAGCACUCACGCAUCCCACAGCCGGUUGGGUUCUUCUCAGACAAGCAGGAGGCUGACGGCGGAGCAGGCUGUGACCAGGGACACCGCCCGAGGCCUUCAGCAUUCACCACCUUUUCCUGCGCUUCCCGCGUUUCACAGAUGGGAUCAUGUCAGAAAGCCGUGUGCUCUGGAGACAUGCAGGCCAGCCUGUGUGUGGUGGUGGGUGACCCGGGGAGCUGGGUGCUGAGGAUGACCCCGGGAAGGGCCUGCGGGGUGCAGCAGCCCGGGAUCCCUCGCUGCGCUGGCUCGGCAGCCUGGCUUUGUGCUGACGUGCGGUGCGUGUCUUUACACUCCUGAGUGAGUGAUGUUCAAUCAGGUGUUUCCCACCUGUGUCUCUGCCAAGAAGCCACAGAACACCCUCCGCACAAAAGGACUGUUUGCACAAAGAAAAACAUUCCUUCAGGGGGUUCUUUAGAAACGCUUGAUACUCAACUAGCUAUAACUUCAUGGGAAAGCCUGGUGUUAAAGACAAGCUGGCACGGGAGAGACCUUGACUCUGAGCUUGCCGUGCACCUGUGCGCCGGUGCAGACAGGCCGCCUCCCCUCCUGCAGCCCCACAUGCAGCCUGCACCCCCUCUCCUGCUCAGCUCCGCCUGUGCUCUGGUUUUCAUAUGUGUCGGGGCCAGCUCAGCCCGGCCUAGACUCUGCCUCCCCAGCCCAGAGAGCAGCCGCACAGCCCUCACGCCAGCGUGUCCAGGAGGCCCAUUAGGAGCCCGGGAGGAAGGAAGCACCUGGCCGGAUGGAGCUGAGCAAAUGCAGAGGGCGAGGCAACUGCAGCUGAACGGGGCAGACACACACCUGACCCACCCAGACAGACGCCCGCCAAAGGAAGUUCCAAAACCUGCUUGGGAGUCCACGCGGAAAAGCAUCUGCGUGGGAGAUACCACCACAUGCCGUAGGCGGCGGGCACGCCCACACGGUGUGCUCAACUGAAGAAAUGUCGUAAGCGCUCACGGCUUGCACCCAGCUGGGGCUCAGAGACCCUCGGGGCAGGUCAGGGAAGUACGCCCUGCAUGUCAGCCGUCAUACUUGCUCCAUGGCGUGUGGGACCUCGGACCCACAGAGCCAGAAGUACUCACUGCCUGGCCCUUCGCAGGAAAGCGUGUUGGCCCCUGCCUUAAAGGGCAGCUGCUUCCGGGGCACGGGCAGAGGUGGGGAAUCGCUGCUGCCACAAAGCCAGGAUGUGUUCAGAGGUGCCAGAAGCAGCACUGAGGGUCAAGGGGCCUCCCGCACAGGCCUGGGACGCAUGAGGCAUCAAGAUGACAGUCACCGUCGUCGGUUCCGACAGGCGAGACUCUCAGAAUCCAAGAAUUCUCAUUGACGCUCAAAGAAGAAGUUACCAAAAAGCAUACCAGGAAGGAAGGUAUUGUGAUAAGGCCCAAUGUGCCUGGAGGCUGCUAUGGUCUGAAUGUUUGUGUUCCCCCAAAUCCAUAGGAAACCUGACUGCCCCCUCCCCCCCCCCCAGGAAAUGGUAGUAAGAGGUGGGGCCAUUGGGAGAAGCUUGGGUCAUGAGGGUGGAGCCCUCAUGAAUGGAUUAGUGCCCCUAUAACAGGGAUUCCAGAGCGAUUCCUUACUCCUUCCACCAUCUGAGGACACGGAGAGAAGACGGCCAUCUAUGAGCCAGGAAGCAGGCCCUCACCCAACACGGAAUCAGCCUUGAACUGGGACUCCCAGCCUCCAGAACCGUGAGAAGUGAAUUUCUGUUGUUCAUAAGCCACCAGCCUGGUAUUUUGUUAGAGCAGCCUGAGCAGACUGAGACAAGAUGCUUACAUUUUUAUUGUUUAAUUUAUUUUUUAAAUUUAUUUUUUUAUUGAGGUAACAUUGAUUUAUAGGAUUAUAUAACUUUCAGGUGUGCGCCAUUAUGAUCGACAUCUGAAUGUACUCCAUCAUGCCCACCACGAAAGUCUAGUUUCCAUCUGUCGCCUUACAAUUGAGCCCCUGUACCCAUCUCACCCGCCUUGCUUUUUGAAGAUGUGGCAUGGUAGGUAAUCUAGUCGUUUGCUCUCAUCCUGUUGUAGUUUAUCCAUUGCUGCGUCAGUAACCAGCCCAAACUUAGCCUCUGUGCACGUAGAGCCCAUGGGUCAGCAAUCUGGAGGGGCUCCCUGGACUGUGGGGCCCCGAGAGGGCGGGGCACGGGGAGUACGUCGAUGGGAGCCCCUCAAUCAAGAAUGAGUGAGCACAGACAUCUGAGACUCCAGAGCUUGGGGAACGGGCCGGGGCAGCGACCGUGCACCCGGUCCUCCUGCCAUUAGCAGGUGGGAGUGUCCAGCCACCCCCUCCCUCGGGCCACAUACACGCAGGCCCCACUCAGCCCUGCUGGCUGUGAUAAAAUGCUCACUGGGAAGGUUGCUCAUCUAACACACCAGGGUCUUAUCUCCAAAUAACAGGACAUCGGGUCAGGACUUCGCACCUACAGGAAACUUAGCGAAUCCCUCAUCUCAGGGAGAGAAGCCAAGGGUCAGGAACUGAAAAUAAAUAUGGAAGACGGGGCUGUAGUGAAGAGUUCCUCCAUCUGUAGGAAAGUUUUGUUAUAAAGAGAGGCUUAACCUGAAGCCGGACGGGCCAGCCUCACUCACGGGCAGCACCAGGCCCUCCUGAGGUGCCUGGCCCAGAGCUGAGUUUCCAACGACCUGGUUGGCAGGUCGAGCCCUGUGGGUGCUGAGAACACACCUAAGAAAGAGUGGGUGUCCGUGUUCCCCUUUGAGAACCGCUUCUCAGACUGUGUGUGUGUGUCUUUCCUAAGAUGUUCAGACAUUUUUAGAAGUGAUAUGUUAGGCUUGUCGUUUUUGUUAAAUAUUUAGAAGUGUUUUUGAUAAAUCUGCAACCAAUGUUUAAACGUUGGGGUAAUUUUACUUUGUUAUAGCCAUAAAUUUUGAUUUAUCAACUGA